AUGUGCUCCUAUAUUGGUGGACAAUGGAGCCCUUGUUUGUGCCUCACUUGGUGGAUAUGGUAGAUUAUAUCAGUUGUGACCCAAUCUCCGCUUCUAAACGGAUCCCAAAUCUAGCGCAGAUCUAUUUGAUUGUCUUUUACGAGGAGCGUGAAUUUGCAUUGUUUGUAUCGUUGAUUUCUAACGAGCUUAAAGUGCCUGUAAGAUACUUGAGAGAAGAUAAGCCACACGGUUCGGCUGGUGGACUAUAUAACUUUAGGAAUUUUAUCAUGGAAGAUGAUCCGUCGCACAUUUUUUUGCUGAAUUGUGACGUUUGUUGCAGUUUUCCACUGUCUCAAAUGCUAGAGGGUCACAAAAGCUAUGGUGGGCUCGGAACAAUUUUAGUGAACAAGGUUUCUCCCGAGUUAGCUAGCCAGUUCGGGGAACUCGUUGCACGUCCUGUUACGAACGAGCUUUUGCAUUAUACCGAGAAACCUGAAAAUUUUGUUAGUGACCGUAUUAACUGUGGUGUUUACGUAUUCACGCCGGAGAUCUUUACAGCUAUUCAAGGUGUAUCCACGCAACGUAAAGAAAGAGCUACUCUAAGACGUGUAACGAGCUUCGAAGCACUUCAACCUGCAAACAGGAAUCUUCCGACAGAUUUUGUACGAUUGGAUCAAGAUAUUCUAUCACCACUUGCUGGUAAGAAGCAGUUUUACGUGUACGAAACGAUGGAUUUCUGGGAACAAAUUAAAACCCCCGGAAUGUCGUUGAAAUCUUCUGGGCUAUAUCUCGCCCAAUAUAGAAUAAUCUCACCCAAUCUUUUGGCGAGUGGAGAUGGUUCGAAAAAUGCUACGAUAUCUGGCGAUGUGUGUAUUCAUCCAUCGGCAAAAGUUCAUCCUACUGCAAAGGUUGCCCCUUCGAGAAAGCCUUGGUUUAUUUUCGGUAUAGUUUUAGGUUGCUGGAGGCAGGCAGCAUGGUCAGUAAUUCAUGGUUCGUACAAGUUUCGCGUACCUACAAUUGUCGCCCCCCCCCCUGCCGCCGCUUCGUUCGCCGCUUGUCGCCGUCAGCUUCGAUUGUAGGCUGGCUGUGAUUUCGAGGUCUGUGACUGAGAAGGGUCGUGGUCCUAUGCCUCAUUUGAAGUUGGAAUGACUCUCUCAGAACGUGAAAUGGAGAGAGCUACUAAACUAUUUCCGAUGCACCGUCGUUCUAACUUCCGUUAAAGGCUACCGGAAUAAAGGCAUGCGGUACGCAAUAGGCGAUGGCUGCAGUGUGUGACCUCGAAACUGCCUCGGCCCAAGAACUGUUUGAAGGAAAAAUGAACUUCAAGGGCAAGCUGAGGGAGCUCCCGGUGAUGGUUAUGUCGUCGAAGAACUUUUUGCGCGCACUGAUAGGGAAAUUAUAUGAUGUUGGAUUAAGAUUCUGGCACCUCUUCCUGCCGCUGAAAAUCGAUUAUAGCCCCGCAACACCUUUCUUCCUUCGAUGCCCACCACCCACGCCGCCACUGCAUUCUCACAUUUCAUUCAAUAUUAGAGAGCGACUGAAAUGCCGUGGUGUGUGGAAGUAUUUCUGGACGACAAAUAUAUGAAGGUGUAUAUAUGUAUCAGUAGAGUGAAUUUGGUGAGUAAAUUAGCUUUGCAUUAUAUUCUUUAUUUUGAUGGUUUUUAUUUUAUUUUAAUUAGUCUAUUUUGAUGAUCUUAUUUCGACCUUUUCUUUAUGGAUUGGGGUGGUUGAAACUUGAGAAUGACUAAAAUAGAAAGAAUUACUCUUAAAGAAGAAAGAGAAACAUAAAGAAAGAAUUUGAGAAUGAGAGGGGCUAUCUUUUUUUUAAAUGUCAGUGCGUGGUUGUGUCAGGGUUCUUUUUCGGUGAGUACUCAUUCUCCUCCAGACAUUAUUGUUUGGUUUUUUUGUUCUCACUUCUGUAAAUUGCACAUCUGGUUUUUUUUUUUCCUGCACGGGGUACACCAGUCAUUACUGUCCGGAUAUCUCAUGAGUCCAGAUAGGGCAGUUGGUAGCACUUGUCGAAUUCGAGUUCCUCUCUGGGAACUCAUCUCAAAGGUUCUUUUUUUCCCGCUCAUUAGCCCUUCGCUGUUAUGCAAUUAUGUGAAAGAAAUUUGGUAAAUUUUUGUGAUGCUUGCAGUUAUAAGAGAAGAAACAUAGAGAUUGACAAACGUUUCAUUAUAUGAUUUUAUUAUACAACGUUAGGAGACGACAACGUCUCUAUGUUCUCAUUCCCGAAAGGGGCUUCAAGACUGUGUAUAUUAGAGGAGGGUCUGGUGGUUCUGUUAAUUCCGGCCUAGCGCAAAUAUUCAUGGCUCCGGCGGUGGUGGUGGUGGUGGAGUGAAAAAGUUUGUAUUACACAUGUUCUUCCGUUGUACAACUAUAGUGGUUCUUCUUCUUUGUAGGUGAAGUAAGAAUAGGUGUUUCAAUUUUGCACAAAAAUAAACACAAAUUGUUUCUUACUCAUAUUUCUUUUUCCUCCCCCAGCCACCGCCGAUAUGACUACUGGCAAUGAAGCUGCAGCGCACCUCGACCUUGAGACCGGCGACUCGCCGGCGUUGAUGGGGGUGGAUGGGGCAGCGAUCCUGAUUUCUCUGAUCCUUUCGACAUUGCCAACACCAAAAACGCCUCCCAUGAAUCGCUCAAGCGCUGGAGGCAAGCCGCCCUCGUGCUUAAUGCUUCGUGACGUUUCCGCUACACGUUAGACCUGAAAAAAGACGAAGAACAAGAAAAGAGAAGACGGAUGAUCAGAGCACAUGCUCAAGUCAUAAGGGCUGCACUGCUCUUUAAGUUGGCUGGACAACGAGCAAUAGUAUUAGGCACGACAGUAGCUCCACCAUCUCCUAACGGUGGUUAUGAAAUCGGCCUCGAGCAACUUGCUUCGAUGAAAAGGGAACAUAAUAUUACAGCACUGCAACAAUAUGGAGGGGUUAAAGGGUUGGCAGAAAUGAUAAAAACAGACGUCGAAACAGGGAUAUAUGGUGACGAAAAUGAGUUAUCAUGAAGAAAGAAUGCUUUCGGCUCAAACACGUAUCCCGUGAAAAAAGGAAGGAGUUUCUUGAGGUUCCUAUGGGAAUCUUGGCAGGAUCUGACCUCAUUAUUUUAAUAAUAGCCGUUGUGGCCUCUUUGGCUCUCGGAAUAAAAAUCGAGGGCCUGGAGGAAGGAUGGUACGACGGCGGAAGCAUCACCUUUGCUGUUCUACUGGUUAUUUUUGUUACAGAAUCUCCUUUGUUGCAAUCUUCUAGACCGUUCAAGGUUCAACUUCGUGCCCUGCCUGGAUAGGUUUGCAGAGGCGAUAGUUAGAGCAAGGGAUAUCCGACUACAAAUGUUGCAUGGGUUGAUUGCAAGAAACUCAAUAAAAUCCUGGGAGUUGCACACAAAAUUGGCUGAUUCCUAUAAAGAAGUUGUUGCCAAUCUGAAUAUUGCCAACGCUCAACAGGUUUCUUCUUAAGCCAUAUGCACUAGGUUCGGAGCUGUUGGUCCAAACUUGGUUUGGCCUGUGCGUAUUCUGAUGAUUAUAUCCUAUCUUAUUUCUUAUCCAAUCGGAAAGAAACAACUGGUUCGAAGACAUGUUGCACUAGGCAGGUUAGAUCUCCGUUGCGAGAAAUCAUAUUCCUGCAUCAAAAUUUCUUGGUACUUGCUUAAAAAAUGUCUGGAAAUAUGUGGAGUGGCUGCGGAUUGAGGUGGGCUAAUUAUCUAAGGCAUUAACAUUUCAUUCUAUGUCGAUUGAAAAGCUUAAAUGAAGCAAAAAACUCCUUUCAAAUUUGUUUCCAACAAAGUUAGUUGCGGCCGAUUUUGCAUAUUUCUUCGGUCCUUUUGUUUUCUUGGAAUUAUGGAGUAGUCGGUGUAUGCCAUUAUCUUCUUUCUAAUAAAUUCUUGCUUUCUUUAUAUCUAAUGGAAUAUAAUGGAGCUUGCUUUGUUUCUGU
Erythranthe guttata (spotted monkey flower) is the source of this 3902-nucleotide messenger RNA. The record is from RefSeq and is a predicted model, not a curated record. NCBI's taxonomy places the organism in Eukaryota, Viridiplantae, Streptophyta, Magnoliopsida, Lamiales, Phrymaceae.